CUGUAAACACCCAUGCUCAUAGCCGCUCCAUGCCACGCGCAUAUUUUUUAUUAUUUUUAUUUUGAUCACAGACAUUCAAACAAGUCAUACCACUGCACGAUUACACGGAAUCUCAUCUCCCCUCUCCCGUUUCGCCACCUUGCUACAUAUUACUCAUACUUUUACUUCUCUUUUCUUCUCUUUUUUCUUUAAUUGUUAUUGUUCUCAAUUGACAGGCACAAGGAAUCCGUCGACUCCGAACAUCUGGCUUUCUUUAACAUCCUUUUUUGUGCAACCUAAGCUUACGGACUAAUUUAACAAAAUGAAUGACCUAAUUCCCCUUGUCAAUAAGCUUCAGGAUGUGUUCAAUACCAUCGGAAGCGACCAGAUCGACUUACCUCAGAUCGUUGUCGUCGGAUCUCAAUCGUCUGGAAAGUCGUCAGUACUGGAGACUAUUGUACAAAAGGACUUCUUACCUAGAGGAAACGGAAUUGUCACUCGACGUCCCUUGGUCUUACAGCUCGUCAACACACAUAUCGGAAACAUGCCUCCAUCAUCCAAUUCUUCCGAUACUACAUUGAAUGAUGCUCCUGAUCGUGCGGAAUUCUUGCACUUACCCAACAGACAAUUCUUUGACUUUGAAGAAGUCCGUAAAGAAAUUGAGGCCGAAACUGCCCGAGUCGCUGGUCAGAACAAGGGUAUCUCAAGGACACCCAUUAACCUCAAGAUCUUUUCGAAGAACGUCCUCAACUUGACACUGGUCGAUUUGCCUGGAGUAACCAAAAUCCCUGUUGGUGACCAACCCACGGACAUUGAAAAACAAACUCGUACUUUGAUCCUGGAUUACAUUACCAAACCUAACAGUGUUAUUCUCGCCGUCUCUCCUGCAAAUGUCGAUCUUGCAAAUUCGGACAGUCUCAAGCUUGCUCGCCAAGUUGAUCCCGAAGCAAAGCGUACUAUUGGUGUCUUGACAAAGCUGGAUUUGAUGGAUGCAGGAACCAACUCUCUAGAUAUUCUUGCGGGAAGAGCUUAUCCCCUCAAGCUGGGCUUCAUCGGAGUUGUGAACAGAAGUCAGGCUGAUAUUCAGAAUAAUAAGCCCAUGGCGGAAGCACUCAAAAGUGAAACCGAAUUCUUCCAGAGUCACCCAGCAUAUCGCGCUAUUGCUCACCGCUGUGGUACUAACUUUUUGGCAAAAACCCUCAAUACUAUCUUGAUGAAUCACAUCCGUGAUAAAUUGCCAGAUAUCAAAGCCAAGCUGAACUCUCUGAUAGGACAGACUCAACAGGAAUUAACAUCAUAUGGUGAUCCUACCUUCACUGGCAAGGCUCACAGGGGUACAUUGAUUUUACAACUGCUUACAAAGUUCGCUACCGAUUUUGUUGCUGCCAUUGAUGGUACCUCUGCAGAUAUUUCAACCAAAGAACUGUGCGGUGGCGCCAGGAUUUAUUACAUCUUCAACAAUGUUUUUGGCGCUGCAUUGGAUUCAGUUAACCCUUGCGAAAAUUUGACCGUCCAGGAUAUCCGUACGGCCAUUCGCAACUCAAAAGGACCACGCCCCUCACUUUUCGUGCCAGAGAUUGCAUUCGAUCUUUUGGUCAAGCCUCAGAUCAAGCUUCUCGAGCCUCCUAGUUUGAGAUGUGUUGAGUUGGCUUAUGAGGAAUUGGUCAAGAUCUGUCAUAACUGUGGUGGAAAGGAUCUUGCUCGCUUCCCUAGAUUUCACGCAAAAUUGAUUGAAGUUGUGUCUGACCUCUUGCGAGAGCGUCUUGGUCCUACAUCGGAGUAUGUCGAGAGUUUGAUCAGUAUUCAACGAUCUUAUAUUAACACCAACCAUCCCGAUUUUAUCGGCGGUGGAGGAGCCAUGUCGGCUCUCGAGAGAGCAUCCCAGAAGAAAAAGAAGGAGAUUGACCGGACGAGAAGGCUGAGCACCGUUAGCAUGGCCUUGGCUGGCGGUAAUGGUACUGAUUCCCCUAUCAGCAGAGAGGAGAAUGGUGAGAAGACAAUCACCGCCCAUUUGAACAAUCUCUCUGUACAGGCUGCAGAGAGAGGUGAUCGCGAAAGAUUGAGUCAUUCGGCCCAGCAUAGUGUAUCCGGCAAUGUGUCAAUGGCAUCUUUGAACGGAUCACCUCAUGGAUCAAGUACUGGUAGUAAGGAUACGUUUUUGAAUUAUUUCUUUGGUGGUCCACAGCCGCGUAUAGAUCGCCCUGGUCCCCAAGAAAAUCCUUACAAGUCGGGGAACGUCCAUAAUGUCGCUAAGGAGAUGAUCAUGCCUAAGACUCUUUUGGAUGGAGAGUCUCUCGAUUAUGAAAAGAAGUUAGAUCAUGCAUCGGACGUUGAGGAGCUCACAAACCUGAGUGAACGCGAGGAUAUGGAGACGCAGCUCAUUCGCUCUCUUAUUGUUUCAUACUUCAACAUUACACGCAAAUCAAUCCAGGACUUAGUUCCGAAGGCUGUCAUGCACCUACUGGUGAAUUACUCGCGCGAAGCUGUACAAAAUCGUUUGGUUGCCACACUUUACAAGGAAGAACUGUUUAAUGACCUUCUCCAGGAGGAUGAUAAUCUUUGUGCAGAGCGUGCAAAGUGCAAGGCCAUGCUCGAUGUCUACAAGAAUGCGUUUACAAUCAUUAACGAAGCCACUUAA
This is a messenger RNA of Lobosporangium transversale, 2617 nucleotides long. RefSeq names its product Dynamin central region-domain-containing protein. The record is from RefSeq and is a predicted model, not a curated record. The transcript is spliced from 7 exons. Lineage: Eukaryota; Fungi; Mortierellomycota; Mortierellomycetes; Mortierellales; Mortierellaceae. Gene Ontology annotation, biological process: peroxisome fission; mitochondrial fission. Gene Ontology annotation, cellular component: cytoplasm; mitochondrion; membrane. The coding region runs from base 302 to 2617 and encodes 771 amino acids. Gene Ontology annotation, molecular function: microtubule binding; GTPase activity; GTP binding.